Lampris incognitus (smalleye Pacific opah) is the source of this 2298-nucleotide messenger RNA. RefSeq names its product cyclic nucleotide-gated cation channel beta-3 (gene cngb3.2). The record is from RefSeq and is a predicted model, not a curated record. Gene Ontology annotation, biological process: monoatomic cation transmembrane transport. Gene Ontology annotation, molecular function: cGMP binding; intracellularly cAMP-activated cation channel activity; protein-containing complex binding. Lineage: Eukaryota; Metazoa; Chordata; Actinopteri; Lampriformes; Lampridae. The transcript is spliced from 18 exons. Gene Ontology annotation, cellular component: plasma membrane; intracellular cyclic nucleotide activated cation channel complex; photoreceptor outer segment. The coding region runs from base 1 to 2298 and encodes 765 amino acids.
AUGUUCAGCAAACUGAAGGGUCUCCUCACGGGUCCAAAGCUUCCAGAAGCUUCUGGGACCACCACCUCAGCUCCUGCUUCAGCUCCUGCUUCAGCUCCUGCCGAGGAAAAGAAACCGGUGAAAAAUGAGGAUGAGGCCAAGAAAGAGGACAAACCCCCGGCACCCCCAUCACAACCUGCUCCACCAUCACACCCAGCACCCCCAUCACAACCUGCUCCACCAUCAGGACCAGCACCACCAUCACAACCAGCACCACCAUCAGAACCUGCUCCACCAUCAGGACCAGCACCACCAUCACAACCAGCUCCAGUUCCUGCCAACCCAGAUCCAACUGGACCAGAGGGACAAGAGGCGACCCCACCUCAACCACUCCCCACCGUGAUCAACCAAUACUCGGACGAGCAUCUCAGAACCAUCGUCCGACGGAUGAGAGAGAGAACAGAACUGUACAAGGAGAAAGUCACGGAUCAGUACGCCUCGUCUCCAGAGAUCACCCCGCCUGUCACCCCGCUGCUACGUAAAGAGGACUACGCCAAGCUUAUAGAGGAGAGGAAGAGGCAGGCGGAGGAACAGCGGCUCAAGAAGGAGGAAGCCGAGAGGAAAAAGAAGGAGGAGCAGGAGCGGAAAAAGCAGGAGGAGGAGAAGAAGAAGAAGGAGGAAGAGGAGAGGAAGAAAGCAGAGGGUAAAGAUGAGAAAGAGGAGAAAAAAGAGGAGAAGAAGGAGGGGGAAGAGAAAAAGGCCAUGUUAUUGGACGUUGCCUUCUCCUUCAUCGACCCCAUGUUGAAGCCGUUGGAGGAAAAGAUGGACUCAGUGCUGGGCUCCACCAUGGACCCGUUCACAGACCGUCGCUACAUCACCUGGUUGAGCGUGGUGACAUUGGCCUUCAACUACAACACCUGGUUCGUCACCGCCCGCCUCUGCUUCCCGUACCACACGGCCGAAGCCAUCCCCUACUGGUUCGCCCUGGACCUGCUGGCAGACUGCAUCUACCUUGCAGACACCAUCAUCUUCCAGCCUCGCAAACAGUUUGUCAGAGGAGGCGACGUCAUUAAAGACAGACUGUCAACCAAGAAGAACUACAGAGAGUCGGAGCGAUUCCAGACAGACUUGAUGACCCUCAUACCAUUUGACUUGCUUUACCUCCAGUUUGGAUUCAAAUCCAUUUUCAGGGCCAAUCGGUUACUGAAGGCAGACACAUUCUUCGAGUUCAGCGAUCGUUUAGAGAGCAUCAUGGCCAAAGCCUACAUCUGGAGAGUGAUUCGUACCAUCGGCUAUCUUCUCUUCAUGCUUCACAUCAACGCCUGUAUGUACUACAUGGCUUCCUUCUACCAGGGCAUCGGCCUGACCAAAUGGGUCUACUCUGGACUGGGCAGCGCGUACCUUCGUUGUUACUACUUUGCCGUCCGCAGUCUGAUCAACAUCGGGGGUCUAAGCGAACCCCACACCGUCUUUGAGAUUACCUUUCAGAUGACUAACUUUUUCACGGGCGUCUUUGUGUUCUCCAGUUUGAUCGGACAGAUGAGGGAUGUCAUCGGUGCAGCCACGGCGGGACAGACCUACUUCCGCAGCUCCAUGGACAACACCGUGGCUUACAUGGUGGACAAUCACAUCCCGGCCCUGGUGCAGAAUCGGGUCCGCACGUGGUACACGUACACCUGGGAUGCGCAGGGCAUGCUGGAUGAGUCCGAGCUGCUGGACAAGAUGCCUCUGGUGAUGAGAACCGCCAUCGCUGUGGACAUCAACCUGACCACCUUCCAGAAGAUCGACCUGUUCAAGGGCUGCGACCAGCAGAUGUUGGUGGACAUGUUACUACGGCUCAAGUCCAUCAUCUAUCUACCCGGAGACUUUGUUGUGAAGAAAGGGGAUAUCGGUAAAGAGAUGUACAUCAUUAAAAGUGGAGCGGUGCAGGUGGUUGGGGGUCCGGACAACAGCAUCGUGUUCGUCACACUGAAGGCCGGCUGUGUGUUUGGAGAGAUCAGUCUGCUGCAGUCUUCUAAAGAUGGAGGGAACAGGCGGACGGCUAACGUUAAAGCCCAUGGCUUUGCUAACCUCUUCGUCCUGGAGAAGAAAGACCUGUUUGACAUCCUGGUCCAUUACCCAGAGUCCCAGAAGGUGCUGGCCAGGAAGGGCAAGCAACUGAUGAAGGCCAAGGGUCCAGCAGCAGCUAAAGCAGAAGAGGAGAAGAAGAAAGGUCUGGCACUGUUCACCCCCAAACCGCCCACCCCCAAACUGCUGCGAGCGGUCGGUGGAAAUAUCAACAGGCGGAUCAUCGAUAAACUCAAGAAUGUUUCUACUUAA